AUGCCUGAAAUAUCACUAUCUAUAUUUUCUCAAUUUGAUUCUGAUUUAUCAUGUGAAAAUAUUCUUUCACCAACUAUUCAUAUUGAUCAAUGGACAUGGUUAAUAGAGAAAUGGAAAAUUGCUUUACAAACAUUUCCAAUUAAUUUAACAAAACAUGGUGCAUUUGGCCGUCUUGUUCGAACAACAAUAGGUGUUGGUGUUGCUCGAUUGUAUGGUUUUGCUGAAAAUAAUGAACAUGAUGAAUUGGAUAAAAAAUUUUUUCAAGCAUUACAAAUGGGUUUUUAUUAUGGUGUUGCUUAUGCACUUGUUGAUGGAUUACAAGAUAAUCAAAAUGAACAACAACAACAAAAUAUUGACAUGGACAAAUGGUUGAUCGAAAUGGAACGUAUUUUAUGUGGUCAUAAACUUGAUCAACAAUCUCUUCCUAAAUUACCCAUAACUUCACUUUUACUUGAAACAUUUCAUAGUCUUGUACAAUUAACAUCCAUAAAUGGUAUAGCUGAACAAACGUUCACGGAUCUUGCUUUGCUUCUUCGUUCACAACGAUCUGAUAAAAAAAAUCUGGAACGAUUAUAUAAUAAUGAUAUUGAUAUUUAUAUCGGUCCAUUACUGAAAUCUCAUUUUACCUAUACAGCCACUGCUUUUAUGGGUGGUGCACGAAUGGUAAAUGAUCAUCAACGUUUAUGGACAAUGCCAUUUUUAGGACAAUUAACAGAUGAUUGUCGUGAUUUUGAUGAAGAUCGUCGAGAAAAAUCAAUAACACCUGUUACUUACUUUGCUAAACAUAAUGAUUCAAUAUUAAAUCCAUUUUUUGUUUUUCUCUUCGUUUGUGAAGAUUUAUAUAUACAAAGUCAUCGAGAAAAAGACACUGGUGCAUUUUUAGGCCGUCGAAUUAUAAGAACAUUACGAUCAUUAAAAAAUGAUUUAAAUGAAUUUUUAACAAUAUUUACUGCAAAAUCAUAUCCAGAUAUGUAUAAAUAUGCUUUUUCAUUAGUAAAUCUAUUCGAUCGUGUUAGUGAUCCAGAAAAAGCAAUAUUUCGUCUUAUAAAUAAAUUUGCUAUUCAUUAUUCAAGUAAUCAUCGAACAGUCGAAACAUUUGCAUAUGAUCAUUUAUCUUUAAUAGAAAGACAUAUAACAAUAAAAACAAAUGAACAUGAUCCACUUAUUCGUGGUAUUAAUCAUAGUUUAAAAGCUGGUGGAAAACGUCUUCGACCAUUAAUGCUUCUUAUGGUUGCACAAAUCUACAAUGUUGAUAUUGAACGUGUAAUACCUCUUGCACGAGCUAUUGAAUAUCUUCAUACAAGUAGUUUGAUAUUUGAUGAUUUGCCGGCACAAGAUAAUGCACCACUAAGACGAGGUCAACCAACACUUCAUAUGCCUAUUGAAAGUGAUAAUGAUGAAAUACCCCCAUCAUUAACUGAAGGACGAGCUCAAUUAGCUGCUAUUAAUUUAAUUGCACAUGCAAUUCGAUUAGUUACUGUUGAUCUUAGGCAACAAGGUUUUUCAUAUGAAAGUAUUAAUCGAGUUACUGCUGAAAUGUCAGAAUCAAUGGAUGCACUUUGUCAUGGACAAUUUCUCGAUUUACAAGCAGCAAGAAUGAAAAAAUCCUUAACUAUUCAUGAACUUGAUCAUAUUGCUGAAUUAAAAACUGGUAAAGCUAUUGAAAUCGCUCUUAUUUGUCCAGUUAUACUUGCCGAACAAGAUAAAUCUCUAAAUGUCCCAUUAGAACGUCUUCGUGAAUUGGGUAAAUUAAUGGGAAUUUUAUUUCAAAUGAAAGAUGAUUUACUUGAUGUUGAAGGUAAUAUAGAUGAAACUGGAAAAUUAACAAAUAUCGAUCUACAAAAUCAAACAAUUACCUAUGUUAGUUUGUUAGGUAUUGAGAAAACUCGAAAACGUAUUGAUACGAAAAGAAAACAAGCCGAAUUUAUUCUUGAUAGUUUAUGGCCACAAGCAGGAACUAUGCGUGAUGUUAUUAGACAUAUAUGUGAACGGAAAAAAUAA
Molecule: messenger RNA, 2001 nt
Organism: Rotaria sp. Silwood1
Lineage: Eukaryota; Metazoa; Rotifera; Eurotatoria; Philodinida; Philodinidae
Source: the annotation of a GenBank genome assembly